AUGCCAGCAAAUAAAAAGUCUGGCUGCUGUGGUCUUGGUCGCAGGUUCUACGCGGGCCCGAAGCUGGUGAUAAUGGUCGCUCACCCAGACGACGUACAACACGUCCUGGUGACGUCCAGGUUGGUAGAACGAGAUCCCCUGACCACGAGCGCCAUGCGACCCUUCGUCGGCGACGGAUUACUCACCCUCAACGGUAGCCGCUGGAAGACCCAUCGCAAACUCAUCAACCCCACGUUCCACUCUGAGCUGCUGGGGAACUUCCUGGAGGCGUUCCACGAGGGCGGCCUCAACUUGAGCGAGCGGCCGGCCAGCGACAGCGCGGGCGGCGCCGCCCCCGCCGACACGAUGAUGGUGCGGCCGUGGCGGCGGAGCUUGUCGCUGCUGCGGCUGAGUUCAGAGGGCCGCGCCAUCUUGAAGUACUACGCGCACCUGCGGAAGUGUGUAGAGGAGGCCAUCGCCUUGAGGUCGGCGGCCACAGAGGAGGGACCAGCCAAGACGCGGCGGCGUCUGCUCGAGACGCUGGUGAAGCCUGGUGGGCAGAUCGCCCUCCCAGUCUCUGAGAUCCGGGACGAGCUGAUGACUAUGACAGUGACCGCCACCGACACGACGGCCGUGUUGAUGAGUUACGCGCUGGCGCUGCUCGCGCUCCACCCAGAGUGGCAGGACGCGGCCCAGCGGGAGCUGAAGGACGUCUUCGGCGAGGGCGGCGACUGCCUGCGUGCUGCCAGCCUCGCAGAGCUGGCCAGCCUCAGGGUCCUGGAGAGCAUCAUCAAGGUGAGCCGCUACUCACUAAUCGAUCCGUGA
Messenger RNA from Schistocerca cancellata (South American locust), 804 nucleotides. RefSeq names its product cytochrome P450 4C1-like. NCBI's taxonomy places the organism in Eukaryota, Metazoa, Arthropoda, Insecta, Orthoptera, Acrididae. The transcript has 4 exons. Gene Ontology annotation, molecular function: monooxygenase activity; oxidoreductase activity, acting on paired donors, with incorporation or reduction of molecular oxygen; heme binding. The coding region runs from base 1 to 804 and encodes 267 amino acids. The record is from RefSeq and is a predicted model, not a curated record.